Macadamia integrifolia is the source of this 4024-nucleotide messenger RNA. RefSeq lists its product as uncharacterized. The record is from RefSeq and is a predicted model, not a curated record. NCBI's taxonomy places the organism in Eukaryota, Viridiplantae, Streptophyta, Magnoliopsida, Proteales, Proteaceae. The transcript has 3 exons. Bases 678 to 2162 code for a protein of 494 amino acids.
UAUGAAUAGGGGUUGCUUGCUUUACUUGAUGUCAUAAGACUCCACUCUUCUUGCUGUUCGUCGUGGAUCAGGAAGAUGACUGAAUCUAGAAUGCGAGAGUUGGACUAGAGAUAAUUGAGUUUACUUCCAUAUUAUUUUAGUUCAAUGGAUUAGGUAUUGCUUGGCUAGGCACAGUGUAAUAGUGUGUAUUAAAAUUUCCAAAGUCGUAUGAGUGGGGUGGUUGAAAUUCCAAAAAGUAUUUUAUUCCGGAUCUGGGAAGUGGUGGUAGGUCGCCGGAAAAUCUAUGGAGUUAUAAAAUUGAGGUAAAAAAGACCCAUCUGGUCAAUCAAUUUAGCUUGGAUUAUGGACAGUUGCAGUUGUGUUGUUCAAGCAAAGCGUAAUUAAAUUGACUAGACAGAUAUUUUAGGGUUUGCAUUGCUGAAAUUUGGUAGAGAACCAUGUGCAGGUCUCUCUUGGAGUGAGAAAAGAAAUUAGAAAAGGGUUUUUAAAUCUUUCUUCUUUGAUGGUGAAAACCAAAGAAUGAAGAGAACCUAUUAUAUUCUCCACUAAAGAGUUUUCAGAAUCUAAUUUAAUUUUUUUUUCAGCUGAAACUUAUAUAGCUCCCAUUUUCAGCGUCACUGUGUUUCUCCACAUCAUUCUGAUUUCAUCCAAUUGAAUCUCCUACUCUGUAACCAGAAAUGACAAAAGAUCAGCUAUCCACCAUCUUUAGUUUCCGUUGCUUUUGUUACAUCCUCUUUUUCCUCUCCUCCAUCCCUUCUAUCUCAUUUCUCUUUUGGUCUCAUUGCUCACCAUCUUGCCAUCUCCAAAGCCUCUUUAUGCCAUUAGAGAAAAAAGUUCCCAUAGAUCUCUUACAUUUUCCUGCUGCUUGGAACCAUCUGUCCUUUUCUUCAAACCCACCUCUGAAGCUCCUCAAAAUUGCUGUCUUUGUCAAGAAAUGGCCGCACAAGAAUCUUGCGGGAGGGCUUGAACGGCAUGCCUUAACGCUUCACCUUGCCCUUGCAAAAAGAGGCCAUGAAUUGCACAUCUUCACCACAUCCUCCUCAAAUUCCUCUUUCCCUAGAUAUCCACAAUCCAACAUGAAUUUCCACCUAUCUAAACCAACAGCCGCAGGUUACCUUGAUCAGGCCCUAAUUUGGAAGCAAUUUAUUACCCAAAACAAUUCUGGAAAACCCUUUGAUGUGGUUCACACUGAAAGUGUGGGGCUAAUGCACACGCGAGCUCGGAAUAUCCCUAACCUUGCCGUUUCCUGGCAUGGGAUUGCUUAUGAAACCAUACAUUCUGACAUCAUCCAGGAACUUGCAAGGAAUCCUGAAGAGCCCCAGGCACAUGCACUAACUGCAAGAGCCAUUAAGGUUGUGGAAGAGGUGAAGUUCUUUCCACGUUAUUCUCAUCAUGUUGCUACUAGUGAUCAUGCAGGAGAUAUUCUGAAAAGGAUUUACAUGAUCCCUGAAGAACGCGUUCAUGUUAUUCUUAAUGGUGUAGAUGAGGAAAUCUUCAAGCCAGACGCUGCAAGUGGGAAAGAUUUUAGGCGGAAGAUCGGCAUUCAAGAUUCAGGAGCUUUGGUUUUGGGGAUGGCAGGGAGGUUAGUGAAGGAUAAAGGAUAUCCAAUAAUGUUUGAAGCUCUGAAGAAGAUGUUCAUGGAAGACGAGACCUUGCGGAGGAGAAUCUUUGUUCUGGUCGCCGGACAUGGGCCCUGGGGUGAUAGAUACAGAGACCUUGGGCCCAAUGUUCUGGUUUUGGGUUCACUGGAACAAAAGCAACUGGCAAGGUUUUAUAAUGCAUUGGACAUCUUUGUGAACCCAACCCUUCGAGCUCAAGGGUUGGAUCACACCUUGUUAGAAGCUAUGCUUUCUGGUAAACCGGUAAUGGCGACUAGACUUGCCAGCAUAACAGAGUCUGUGAUUGUUAGCUCAGAGUUGGGUUAUACAUUUUCACCAAGUGUAACUUCGUUGAGAAAGGCUCUUUAUAUGGUUUUGGGAGAUGGAAGAGGAAGUCUGGUGAAGAAGGGUGAGGUGGCUAGACAGAGAGGAUUGAAGUUGUUUGCUGCUAGUAAGAUGGCAGCUGCUUAUGAAAGACUCUUCUUAUGCAUAUCUAGCGAAAAGAAAGAAAGCGUUGAUGAGCGUGACUAUUGCAGUUUCCCUCUUCCAAAUGAUCGAGAAUAGCCAACUAAUCCUUAACAACCCAAUUCAGGUGUUAGUGCUGCAAUAAUAAAUGGCCUUUUUCUCUAGUGUCACCACCACUAGAACUUUUGGGAGUCAGGUUAUUGUAUAAAAUCCAGGGGAUUGCAAAGAUUCGUUCAUCGCUAUUAUGGAUUCCAAAGAUUUGUUCUCUGUUGCGAAUUGUAAAUAUUUGUUCAUUGCUAUUUUAUUGGAGAGAUGGAAGUUCCAAUGAAUCAUAUUAUGCUUGUGGGGUUGCUUCUUGUUUUGGGUCUCACUGGCAUUGAAAAGGUCCAUGGGGCUGGAGAAUGUGAAUUCUCUUGUUGAGAGUGAGGCUUUGAAGUUUGAUCCGUGUGUAAUGGCCCCUCAAGAUGCCAAAGCUGCAGUCUCUGACAAAUGCUGCCUUCAGAUCAAGCAAAUUGGGAAGAACCCCUGAUACCUCUCUGCUGUUAUGCUUUCUCAGACUGCCAAGAGUUCUGGAGUGAGGCCAGCAGUUGCCGUGACCAUCCCGAAGCAUUGCAACCUUGCUGAUCGUCCUGUUGGUUACAAGUUCUGAGGAUUCGAGUUGCCCAAAGAUACUUUUGUAUGGAGUGAACACAAUGCUACUCACUGUUAGAAUAAAUAAUGGAUGCAAUGGUAAAUUUUUCCCAAUAAUCUUUUUCCUUGCUGCUGGUUUUGCAGCUUACACAUUGCCUUGACAAGAGGUGGAAAGAAGUGAACACAUGCUAAUCACUGUUGGUGGCUAAUGGUGUGGUGGUGAUUAUUGUUGUUGUAACAGGUCUAUCUAGCCAAUAAAAACUAGCAGUGGUUUGGUUUUAGAUGUAAUGUGAGAAUCACUGAUUAAAAACUGUUUGGUUGGUGUUUGCCACAUCACAUUUGCUCAAUCUUGUUCUGUUCUUAAAGAAACCUGCUAAGAGAUACUCCCAGAAGGAACAACAAAUUUCACGGGGAAAAGAAAAAGAAACAUCGUUCAAAAGUUCUUAGUUCUGUCAAAGAUGAAUCAAGUAUUAAUAAAAUACUAGAUCAAAAAUAUAGUUCUAAUAUCUCACACAUGAAGUCGUUGUAGUAUAGUGCUAAGUAUUCCCGCCUGUCACGCUGGUGACCCGGGUUCGAUCCCCGGCAACGGCGUUUUUUUAAAUUUUUUUCUAAUGUGGUUCUGAAAUUGCGAAACGGCAACAGACAGAAUCGAAGUUGUUCCCUUGUAAGGCUGUAAUGGGUCUUCACUUUGCUUUUGGUUCUUAGAUAAAUUUAUGUAGUGAUUACUUCCUUUAUUUGAUGUCAUAUGACUUCACUCUUGAUGUUCUUGUUGUUCGCCGUGGAUCAGGAAGAAGACUGAAUCUAGAAUGCGAAAGUUGGACUACAGGUUUCACCGGCAUUGAAAAAGUCCAUGGGUCUAGAUAAUGUGGGAAUACUCCUGUUAAGAGUGAGGCUUUGAAGCUUGAUCUGUGUAAUGGCCGCUCAAGAUGCCGAAGUUGCAGUAUCUGACCCUGCCUUCAGAUCAAGCAAAUUGGGAAGAACCCCAGUUGCCUCUGUUGUUAUGCUUUCUAGACAGCCAAAAGGUAAAGAGCUUUUUCAUCAUCAAAUUUUUAUUUUUUUUUCUCACCCCCAUUUAACAGGAUUCUUGUUGCUCAAGGACAGAUUUGUAGGGAGUGAACACAAUCCUUUUCUGUGGGAAUGAACUGGUUUUGACGGAUGCAUUGGUACAUCUUUCCUGACAAUCUUCUUCUUUGUUGCUGGUUUGCAGCUUACACAUUGCCUCGACACAAGAGUGGAAAAAUAAGUGAACACCUUGCUACUCCUUGUUAGUAGCUACUAGUGUGGUGGUGAGUAUUGUUAUUGUAGCCUUAUCCCAACUUAAUGAGAUUGGU